AUGACUACAGAACUGGAUUCUAAUCAAAUGAUGCAUGGUGGUCAUUAUAAUAAUGGAUCUGGCAGUUCAGACAAGUCGCAUACUUUAAAAGACGCACAGAGACUCCAUCGUGAUGAUUUAGAUGGCGUAAUACGUCAAAAUGAUAUAACAGGCGGCGGAGUGAACAGUAAACCAAAGAAGAACAAUAGUGAGGUAGUGGAGUACGUAUCGUCAGAUGAUCCUCCGCCAAUUCCGCAUGUUGAAGUCAAUCAAGUUCCUCUUACCAUGUCGAUACGAAAUCUGACGGUAUAUACCGUAACAGAACUAUCACAGUUUAUGAAAACUAAUGUUCACUCCAAUCCUGGGAAAUUAACCUCAAUGAAGAAGCUUAAGUUUUUACAGCUGAUAAUUUUUUUGAGGAAUCAAUUUUUAAAAUUAUAUGUCCUAUUGAAGUGGUGUCGCACGAUUAAGAAUAACAAUUUUCACACAAUGAUUGAUGUUUUGAAUUGGUUUAGAGUCACUAAUGCCACUGUGAACAACUGUAUAUGGGCUCUCAGGAACAAUUUGACAGCAAUGUCUAAUGCUAAGUUGCCCAACGUUGACUUGGUCACUGCAUUGGAAGUUUUGAGUUUAGGGAGAACCAACUUGCCUACACAUAAUUUCAAAAUCAGUGGCGAGCAAGAAGUUUCUGAACAACCAACAAAUGGUGUAGAGACUAUACCAACAAGACUCAUUUUGCAAAGGCUUAAGGAUUUGAACUUAGGAGUAUCAUUGAAGAUGGCACUUGUCGAAGUACCGGAGCAGUUCCACGAUUACACAAUAAAAAAUGGGCGAAUAUACAUUACAGUACAAGAACAAUUCGAAAUUCAAUUGGCAACUAUAGAUUGUCAUUCACCGCUUUUUUUCGUUGACUUAAAGUUUUUAUUUGUUAGCCAUAUGUUACCUCUUAAUAAAGCAAGAAUUGAAAAGGUCAUUAAUGAAAUACUUUACAAAAGUAAUAAACCAUUGGUAAGUCUAUACAACUUCCUCCACAAAUAUGUACUCACAUUACAGCUCUACAUGGUUCACACAGAGCUUCUGAAACUAGAAAGUAGCGGGAAAUUUUCUGGAGGUAAUUUGCUUCAUAGGUAUGAUUCGAAAAGGAGCAGAAUCUCAAUCAAGUAUUGGAUUCAUUCAAAAAUGGGUCAAAAGGCUACCAUCACAAUUGGUGUUGACCGCCGUACGCGAAAUCUCAUUUUGAAGUGGAAUAAUCCCAUGGCCAACCAAUCACGCAUACCAACAGUUUACAGUGAUAUUUUACAAAAUCUGGAGGCAAUUCUUGAUGAGAUAAUGUUCAAUCACUCGCAUAUAAUAAAGGCAGACCUUUUAGCCAAAGAUGUUUUCCAGGAAGAUGAAGAAAAUCCAGACGUCCUUCUUUUUCAAAUUCCAACUACUUGUAUUUCUAUGGCUCCAGUUCAACUGAAGAUAGACUUGAUCACCGGUGUUUUUUAUUUCAGAAAUCCAACGGCCCUUUUAUCAAAAUACGUCAGUAGAAUUAACAGAGCAGAAAAUGCGGAUGAGUUGACCAGGGUACUUCAAAGGUUAAAGCUUGAAAAGAUUACACACGCAUUAAGGAACAUGUUCGAGAAAACUGGUUGGGUUUGUAGCAAAGUCAUCAAACUUGAUCAACCAAUCAUUAGCCAACAACAUGUGGAAGUUGCUUAUGCUAAUUCGUCAGAUUUACUCCAGGAUGACAUCUUCACUAGACUGCCGAGUUGGUUGGCAAAUUGGUAUUUGAUCUUAACAGUAGUCUCAUCAAAUAAAUCCUGCAUAAUCGAAAAACGUGUGGGUAAAGUCAUUUCUGUUAGGGGAAAAUGGGAGCUAUCGUAUUUGAGUAAUACAGGUGUCACCUCUGCAAAGUUGGAAUCGAUUACAUAUCAAAAAGUUUUGCAUUUACAAAAGGCCAUAUUUCAUAAAAUUAUAAAUCACACAUUAAUUGACUCAUUGAAUCAAUUGAAGAUUCGGAAUACAGCAUGUCGUGUGGAUGCAUUGUCCUCACCCCUUCCCGAAUAUAUCACAUGCCCAGUCAAACCAUCAAAUGAAUUGAACGGCUCGGCAUUACCCACCAGCACUAAUAAAACUCAACCAGGAGCUGAUAAUACAUCCACCCCUAUCAUUACUUUAGAGCUCGAAUCCUUUUUGGAAGGAUCUAAAGCUUUGAAUGAUAUUCUAGAAAGCUCGAUGUUUAUGAAGUUCGACUACAUAAAUUCAGAGAUACAUCUGUUUGCAAAGUUCAAACGGAACACGAUGAUGAUCAAAUGCACAUGUGAUGAAUUGCUGAUUCAUUUUGUCCCUAAAGACCCCUUAACAUUCUACUUAAGUGAGAAUUUCACCAACCUGAAUGAUAUCAUCCAAUGUUUGACGAAAUUCAGAAAAAAAUUGAUGCAAUUAGUUGUACUCACAGAUGUUGUUGAAAGGCUACACAAAAACUUUGCUUCGGAGAAUUUCAGGAUUGUUGCACUGAAGCCUAAUGAAGUUUCUUUCAAAUACUUGGUGCAUAGUUCGGAUGACCGGGAUUGCACCAUUAGCAUUAAAACAAAUGAGCAAACCGUAGAGAAGCUAGAAGUUAAACUCUCUCCAGGUAAUCCGCAAUACAUUGUUCAACCAUUCAUCGAUAAUGAAGGCCUGGACUGUCAAUUCAUUUUCAAUUACCUACAGUUCACGUCGUCAUUAUUCACAACUUUAAAAGUGAUUCUUUCCGAAGACAAAGAGAAUUCUGAAUGUUUCACAAUGAUCAAUUUGGGUCUGCACAACCUUCGUGAAUACCAGCUCUUGUAUCAUAACCCCGAAUCUGGCACAAAAAUCACCCUUAUAAUAGAGCUGAAAGGUGUAUUUCACAAUGGUCGGAACAAGACUCAAUUUUACGUGCAUUUUUCAGACGAGGAACACAUAUCUACUAAAUCUCUGGCAUAUCCGCUGGUGCAUCAAGUUCGCAACCAGAUAUUUAUGUUAGAUACAAAGGAAGCCCUGGCAAGCAAUCGUGAGAUCAAGUACCGUAAUGCCAUAAAACUGGGUGACGGUAUAGCAUGCGACCCAUCGGACAUUGGACCUGUUUUGCAAGAAAUUCACAGUAUUCUCAAGACAGAUAGUAACAUUACUUACGAAAAUGAUUCCCGCACAACCCUGAAUGCGGCACCCGUCGCGGGUAGUAAUAAGUUCAAAUCUAACUCAAAUUCUACUCUCACCUCAAAUGUCAAUGGAACCGGAAUCGAAAAUGGUGAUAGCAAAGUUACUCCUAUUACAGCAUCUUGGGAUUUUUCAUCGCCGGCAAGCGCAUCACGGGGAACCCGGGGAACUCUCGUGCCAAAAACUGAUAAAAUGCGGGAUGAAAGAGAAUAA
Zygotorulaspora mrakii is the source of this 3357-nucleotide messenger RNA. It is a transcript of the gene RGR1, whose product is annotated as Rgr1p. Gene Ontology annotation, cellular component: core mediator complex; mediator complex. NCBI's taxonomy places the organism in Eukaryota, Fungi, Ascomycota, Saccharomycetes, Saccharomycetales, Saccharomycetaceae. The coding region runs from base 1 to 3357 and encodes 1118 amino acids. The transcript has a single exon. The record is from RefSeq and is a predicted model, not a curated record. Gene Ontology annotation, biological process: regulation of transcription by RNA polymerase II. Gene Ontology annotation, molecular function: transcription coregulator activity.